UCAAGUCAAGGCCCGGCCGCUCGGAAGACCUACGACCACCGCGACAGACCCGGACGACAGGUCAGACCUAGUCAAUUCGAUUCCUCCUUCGAAGAGAGACCUAGCGGAUACUUUCAAGUCUGCCCAGGCAGCACCGACGCGACCAUGCCCGUCCCCUUCGAGACCCUUCUUCCCUACGCCAUCAUGAUUGGCAUGUUCGGUAUCUCUGGUACCGGUCUUGCCGUCAUCAAGACCUGGCAGAACGAGGGCAAGCGACCCCGUUACUCCGUGGACCAGUGGGACAAGCAAAUGAUGGAGCGUGACCGCCGACUUACAGGAAGUCUACGAGGACAGACGGACAAAGCAGUGGCACCCAUAGGGUUCGAGUUGAACAACCCGUGGAAGUUGGAAAAACGCUUCGCUUAG
Molecule: messenger RNA, 405 nt
Organism: Fusarium keratoplasticum
Lineage: Eukaryota; Fungi; Ascomycota; Sordariomycetes; Hypocreales; Nectriaceae
Product: NADH dehydrogenase [ubiquinone] 1 alpha subcomplex subunit 1
Exons: 5
Coding region: 145-405 (86 amino acids)
Source: RefSeq, a predicted model, not a curated record